This is a messenger RNA of Erinaceus europaeus (western European hedgehog), 2347 nucleotides long. RefSeq names its product NFS1 cysteine desulfurase (gene NFS1). Gene Ontology annotation, biological process: [2Fe-2S] cluster assembly. NCBI's taxonomy places the organism in Eukaryota, Metazoa, Chordata, Mammalia, Eulipotyphla, Erinaceidae. The transcript has 13 exons. Gene Ontology annotation, cellular component: nucleus; mitochondrion; cytosol. Gene Ontology annotation, molecular function: pyridoxal phosphate binding; cysteine desulfurase activity. Bases 6 to 1415 code for a protein of 469 amino acids. The record is from RefSeq and is a predicted model, not a curated record.
CGCUCAUGCCUGUGGCGGGGGUCUUCCGUGGGAGCAUGUUUCUGCGAACUGCUUGGAGGCGGGCGGCCGCGGCCUGGCCCACCACUCCCGGGCGGAGGCCUGCGGAGCCCACUCGGGGGCUGCGCCUGCGCGGUGCAGACCCUGCACCCCAGCCUGCUGAUCCCUCAGAUUCAUCAGAUACAGUCAAUGGCCGGCAGGAGUCGAUGCUUCGACCUCUGUAUAUGGAUGUGCAAGCCACAACUCCUCUGGAUCCCCGAGUGCUUGACGCCAUGCUUCCUUACCUAGUCAACUACUAUGGGAACCCACACUCCAGAACACACGCUUAUGGAUGGGAGAGUGAGGCAGCCACUGAACGUGCUCGAAAGCAAGUAGCAUCUCUGAUUGGGGCUGACCCUCGUGAGAUCAUUUUCACUAGUGGUGCUACUGAAUCCAACAACAUAGCAAUUAAGGGGGUAGCCAGGUUCUAUAAGUCACGGAAAAAGCACUUGAUCACCACCCAGACUGAACACAAAUGUGUCUUGGAUUCUUGCCGUUCACUGGAAGCAGAGGGCUUUCAGGUCACCUACCUCCCAGUAAAGAAGAGUGGAAUCAUCGACCUGAAGGCACUAGAGGCGGCUAUCCAGCCAGAUACCAGCUUGGUCUCAGUCAUGACUGUGAACAAUGAAAUUGGAGUAAAGCAGCCCAUUGGGGAAAUAGGACGGAUUUGCAGUUCCAGAAAGGUAUAUUUCCAUACUGAUGCAGCACAGGCUGUUGGAAAAAUUCCACUGGAUGUCAACAACAUGAAAAUUGAUCUCAUGAGUAUCAGUGGUCACAAAAUCUAUGGUCCCAAAGGGGUUGGUGCCAUCUACAUUCGUCGUAGACCCCGUGUACGUGUGGAAGCCCUACAGAGUGGAGGGGGGCAGGAGCGUGGUAUGCGGUCUGGCACAGUGCCCACACCCCUGGUGGUAGGGCUGGGGACGGCUUGUGAGGUGGCACAGCAAGAGAUGGAGUAUGAUCACAAACGGAUUUCAAAGUUAGCAGAGCGGCUUACACAGAAGAUAAUGAAGAGCCUUCCAGAUGUGGUGAUGAAUGGUGACCCUGAGCACCAUUACCCAGGCUGUAUCAACCUCUCCUUUGCAUAUGUAGAAGGGGAGAGCCUGCUGAUGGCACUCAAGGAUGUUGCCUUAUCCUCAGGGAGUGCCUGUACCUCUGCAUCCCUGGAGCCCUCUUAUGUCCUUCGCGCAAUUGGCACCGAUGAGGAUUUAGCUCACUCUUCUAUCAGAUUUGGCAUUGGUCGCUUCACUACAGAGGAAGAAGUGGACUACACAGCAGAAAAGUGCAUUCAGCAUGUGAAACGUCUUCGAGAAAUGAGCCCUCUCUGGGAGAUGGUGCAGGAUGGUAUCGACCUCAAGAGUAUCAAAUGGACCCAACACUAGAAGAAUGAAUCCUUCCUGCCUUUUUAACCUAUGUACAACUUGGCACCUUUUCAUAUCCAGUGGAUGCUCCAUGUUCACACCAGAAAUUGCAAUAGUUCAGUUGACUUCAGCAUCAGUCCACUUACAAGAUGGAAACACAAGAAAACUAUCUUUCCCCAUCCUUAGUUCCUUAUAGUGAGGAAUACUCUCCGUAACUCUCCAGGUCCAGGAGUCCUUUUCUGGUCUUAUAGUGUGCGAACGCUCCCAGCAUAAAGCAAGAGAGACAUUUCACAUUAUAUCAUUUGUGGACAUACUUGUUCUUGGUUGGGAAAACCGGAUGAAUCAGGAUGAAGACUUUUUUUGAUGUUUGAUGUGGACAUUUGACUUGUCACUUACUGCUGCUCAUUGAGACUGACUCCUUUAAGAACAAGCUUAGUGAACUAUGAUUUAAUCCUUCUUUUGUGGUUCUGAAAACCAUCUCUUCAUGUCAGCUGUUGACAAACAGCAAUUUUCUUAGGAGGCUUGUCUCUUUGUUCUUUUAGUUUUUCUUUAGACCUAACAGAGGAAGACAUGUCUAUAUGACUCCAUCUAUUACUCUUUUUUUUUUUUUUUCCCCUUUUGUUGCCCUUGUUGUAGCUUCGUUGUGGUUAUUAUUAUUGCCCUUGUUGACGCAAUUCGUUGUUGGAUAGGACAGAGAGAAAUGGAGAGAGGAGGGGAAGACAGAGAAGGGGAGAAAGAUAGACACCUGCAGACCUGCUUCACCGCCUGUGAAGCAACUCCCCUGCAGGUGGGGAGCCGGGGGCUCGAACUGGGAUCCUUACGCCGGUCCCUGCGCUUUGCGCCACAUGCGCUUAACCCACUGCGCCACCGCCCGUCCCCCUCCAUCUAUUACUCUUAUAAUUUAUAUUUCUUUUUAAAUAUUUGUUAAUUUACAGAUUAAAGAAGUAAAAUCA